Messenger RNA from Closterium sp. NIES-67, 738 nucleotides. The record is from the annotation of a GenBank genome assembly. Lineage: Eukaryota; Viridiplantae; Streptophyta; Zygnematophyceae; Desmidiales; Closteriaceae.
CUGGCGGAGCGGAUUCGUAAUGUGGCGGCGCCGCACGGAUUGCAGAAUGUGUCGGCUUCUGGGGAAGGCGCGGCUGUGGAGGUGGAGGGGGAUGGACAUGCGCGAGGCGGCCAGUCGGUGGGAGCAGCAGGUGGGGCGCGGCGUUCAGGCGCAAGCAUGGCGGCCCCGAGGCCCAUGGGCAGCACACGAGGCGAGGACCAGCGGCGUUCCCAACCAAUCCGAGCCUCCAGGAUGUGACCUCGCCGCCAUGUGCGUCGCUCACUCUCUCCCACGUGCUGGUGGAUGUGGUGCAGCCUGGUUGGCUGGAGCCCACAGGGCUGGACGGCUUCCACGUGUGCCCCAGAUGCGGCAUCACCUGCCAGCUCGCCUGGAAUCCCUCUCUGCUGCGCGCCUGGAGGCGGACGCCACGCUGGCGGCCGCCAAGAGGGAGGGGCGCGUGGACGUGGCCGUGGGGUACGCGGCGCGCAGCGAGGUGCAGCUGACGUACGUGGACGUGGAGCGCUCGCUCAAGGCGGGCAGGCAGCACCUCCUGGCUCCCGGGAAACGGCAAGACGUCCCGGUGCACCACGCCUCGUCCAACUGCGCGGUGCCAUGGCGCUCUGACCUGCUGGCCUCGCUGCUGCGCUGCUGGCCCACCACAGCUUUGGCGCGUGCAGCAACAACAUGGGGGGAAGCAACCGCGAGGCAGCGCUGUAUCCCGAAUGCGCGCAUCCGUACGUGGGCGAGCAGCGGCAGGAG